Saccostrea echinata is the source of this 2967-nucleotide messenger RNA. Its product is annotated as amiloride-sensitive amine oxidase [copper-containing]-like. Bases 296 to 2809 code for a protein of 837 amino acids. Gene Ontology annotation, molecular function: quinone binding; primary methylamine oxidase activity; copper ion binding. Gene Ontology annotation, biological process: amine metabolic process. The record is from RefSeq and is a predicted model, not a curated record. Gene Ontology annotation, cellular component: plasma membrane. Lineage: Eukaryota; Metazoa; Mollusca; Bivalvia; Ostreida; Ostreidae. The transcript is spliced from 2 exons.
GAAUUGACCGAGCCGCAGGGAGAAGCUGCGUUUUCCGCAUCAGCAACCAUAGGCGAUGAAUCAUCCAGUAUUCCGUACAAUAAUAACGCUGUUUUCUCAUAACAAGCACGUGUAGUUUUUAUCAAAAUGGAGGAUUUAUUGUACAUCAACAUAUCUGAUCCAUCACUUUGGCGUUUGUAUGAAAUAAUCUGCUGUCUAUGAUUAUGUGUAUACAUUCUUGGAUCGACAUAAUCAAAAUACUGUCGUAACCACCUGUGGACCUUCGCCGGUUCUGGUACCUCCCGUUUUUGAGGAGAUGAUUGAUGUAUCCCUGGGCCCCUCCCUUAGUCGGAAGAGGACGUAUGGGUUGGUGCCAGGUUCCAUUAAACAGAACGGCGCACACGGAGACAAGAGUCCGGAGAUAGAACAGGAUCCGGAUCGAGUUCCCGAGUCUUUCACAAUGACUUCGAUCAAAGACGGUCAAGCGCCAGAGGGAGGGAAAAGAUGUACUUCAUUAUUUGUUCUAAAACUGACAACAAUCAUCGCCAGUGUGUUAUGUGUCAUAUUCCUCGUCGUUGUCAUCAUCUUAGCUGUCAUCAAACUAGACAAACCAACAUGCGUUCCAGGAUUUAGUGUUGUUCCAAGAAACCUUGAUAAUCCGCAAGUGUUCGAUGGGCUUACUCCAAAGGAGUACUUGUCAGCACGUGACUACCUCCUAAACGACAAAACAUUAAACUUAGUGCCAUUUUCUCAAGCAAUCAUCAAUAGUUCGUAUAUAUACAUGAUUGAUCACCUAAUGCCUUUAAAAGACGCAGUUUUGAAAUAUUUAAAAGGUGUAUCUAAGAUGCCCGAACGGACAGCAAAAGCGAUAAUUAUUAGGGGUGAUUUGAAUCCGCCUCGAGUUGAGGAAUACAUUGUUGGACCGUUGCCAAAUCCUACGUAUCAUAAAUUAGCGACAAAUCCGUCCUUUACAAAGUCUAGAAUUCCAUAUAGUGCCAAACCUGUAGACGAUGUGGAAUACGGCCAAUUAUACGCCAUGUUGUUCAAUAUAUCAGUGGAUUUGUAUCCAUUGCUAUAUGGAAGUUAUAAACUCUCGUAUCAUAAUUGUACAAAAGGAGUUGACUGCCUGGUUUGGUUUGAUAUCGCACCUAGAGGACGUGUUAGUGGGGAAAGGAAAACCUGGUUUUGGUCAUUUAGAGAUGUUGAGGGGUUUUAUCUGCAUCCAUUGGGACUAGAAAUACAAAUCGAUCACUUAUCUACCGACCCAAAGGAAUGGAAAGUAACCAAAGUGGUUUACAACGGUCAGAUGUUUUUCGAAGUUGAAGAUCUUGUUACUCGUUAUAAAGGAGUUAAUUUACUAAGAAAAAUUAACUAUGAAACUUUAGGCGCUAGAGAGUAUUUAUACUCAUCAUACAACCGUAGAGGACAAAGUGAAAUGCCUGAUCCACUUCAAGGGCCUAAGCUUGUAGAACCCGAUGGGCGUCGGUACCACAUUGACGGACAACAUGUAUCAUACAUGCACUGGGACUUUAAUUUCAAAAUGAGACCCUCAACUGGUCUACAGAUUUUUGAUGUACGGUUUCAGGAAGAAAGGAUUGCGUAUGAAAUAUCCUUACAAGACGCUGUUGUGUUUUAUUCAGGCUUUGGGCCUGUACAAGGAACCAGUAAUUAUUUCGAUGCUUCUUGGAUGAUGGGGGCCACAUGCAAUGAGCUUGUUCCUGGCGUGGAUUGUCCAGAAACAGCGGUAUUUUUCGAUGCCGAUCUCCUUACAAAUUCACACAAGCCUUGGAAGAUUAAGAACUCCGUUUGUGUGUUCGAAGAUACAGCAAACAUGCCACUACGCCGUCAUUUUACAAAUUCUGCAAAAGGUUACAGAGAAUAUGGGGGAUUAGUAGAUUAUCAUCUUGUCGUAAGGACGAUUACCAACAUUUGGAACUAUGAUUAUAUUUUUGAUUACAUAUUUCAUCAAAAUGGUGCUGUUCAAGUCAGAACAUCUGCCACUGGGUACGUUCAAGCAACGUAUGCCUUAUACCAAGAGAGAAAAUUUGGAUAUCCUAUUUAUAAUGACGUAGUGGCCAACAUACAUCAACAUCUGUUCAACUACAAAGUAGAUCUGGAUAUCAACGGUGUUCAGAAUAGUUACGCCACUUUAGAUGUAUCAACGCAGAAAUCAAAAGUAGAAUGGACUAAAGGUGCCUAUAAAACUGAAAUGAUUUUUGAGAAAAAUAUUCAGCAAAAUGAGCUGGACGCUGGUCCUGGACAAUUAAAUAAUACGAAACCAAAGUACGAUAUAAUUCUAAAUGAACAUGCCACUAGCAAAUUUAAAUCGGAGCGAGGUUACCGAAUUCUCAAUCACGGGAAAGUUAAAUUCAUUUUGGAGGAGAGUGAGGUUACUAAAGCAGCAAAUUGGGCCAAAUACCCAUUAGUGAUAACAAAAUAUCACGAUUUCGAAGAUAUGAGUACCUCCAUAUAUGCACAAAAUGACCCUUGGGACCCACUGCUGGACUUUGACAAGUUCAUACAAAACAAUGAUUCUAUUGUUAAUACAGAUCUUGUGGCAUGGGUCACAAUGGGUGUGUUACACAUCCCCCACACAGAAGACGUCCCAUCAACCACCACUCCCGGAAGUCAAGUGAACUUUUUUCUACUUCCUUUUAAUUAUUUUACAGAGUGCCCCAGUGUUUCGUCACCAAAUACCGUGAAAAUUAGGCCUAAACAAGAGGGUGGUAUUGAUUUAAACACUUACGGUACCACUUUUGAAUCAAAGUGUGUUCAGAAAUCAAAUGGACCAGAAACGUUCGAUGGACGCAUACAUAAUGUGGAUUUAUAAUUACUGUGAUAUUUCAACUUCAUUAUUGUAUUCAUGUUAAUAAAUUAUUACCUAUAUAGAUAUAUAAAAAGUAUACAGUCAUAUUGCAUUCUAUAUAUAUAGAUAUUGGAUAUGUUUAAUUUUUAUCUUUGUAAUACAACGUUAAUGGCUUUGGCGAA